AUGAGUCAGUCAGCUUCAGCAACUGCUAGACCGACCAGCAGUGGUCAUCAUGGAGCAGGUAUACGUUCAUUCUUUUCUAAAUUAAGAAAGCAAUCAGGCAGUUUAUCUACAUCCAAUUUACAGGUACAAGUUGGAAAUAGAGUUUAUGAUGCCAAUGAGUUGCAAAAGUUAAUUCCUCAAAUGGAAGAUGCUAUUGAUAAAAAAGAUCGUCUUAUACGUCAAUAUCAACAAUCAUUGGAACAAAGAGAUCAAGAAAUCAAAGAACUUGAAAGACAAAAAAAAUAUUUUCAAGGUGAAUGUGAUAAAUUACGAUCAGUAUUAGAACAAACAACAGCAAAUGCUACUACACUUCAACAAAAAAAUAAUAGUGCUGAAAGUAAUGUUGAGUCACAAAAAUGUAUUACGGAAAAUGAUACUUCACAAAUUAAAGAACAUUUUUCAAAUAAAGAUGGACAUACUUCAAGAGCUAAAAAAGUUGCCGUUUCUGCUGAACCCGCAAAUAUUGAUCAAAAUCGUACAGCCACACUACAACAUCAUGCUAAAUCAGCUGGCGCAAAACAAUUAAUUAGAGAUGCCGUUCAAAAAAAUGACUUUUUAAGACAAUUAGAAAAAGAACAAGUUAUAGAAUGUGUAGAAUGUAUGUAUGAAAUGCGCGUUAAAGCCGGAGAAUGGGUAAUAAGAGAAGGUGAUCCUGGAGAUCGUGUAUUUGUUAUUGGUGAAGGCCAAUUAGAAGUAUCAAGAGAAAAUCAAGUUCUUAGUACAAUUGGACCAGGUAUUGUUAUGGGAGAACUUGCAAUAUUGUAUAAUUGUACAAGAACAGCUAGUGUUCGGGCAUUAUCUGAUGUACUUCUUUGGGUAUUAGAUAGACACGUUUUUCAAAUGAUAACAAUGAGAAUGGGAAUGGAACGUCAUAAUCAAUUAAUGAAUUUCUUGAAAAAGAUUUCAAUAUUUGAAAAUUUAAGUGAAGAUAGAAUUUCUAAAGUUGCUGAUGUUAUGGAUCAAGAGUAUUACGCUGGUGGACAUGUAAUUAUACGUGAAGGUGAAAAAGGUGAUACCUUUUUCAUUAUAAAUAGUGGUCAAGUUCGUGUUACACAGUAUAUUGAUGGUGAUCAUACACCCAGAGAAAUUCGUAUCCUUAAACAAGGUGAUUUCUUUGGUGAAAAAGCAUUACUCGGUGAGGAACUUCGUACAGCAACUGUUACUGCAAUGGUACCAGGUGUUGAAGUUCUUACAUUAGAUAGGGAAUCAUUUUUAAAAUUAAUUGGUGAUUUAGAAGCUUUGAAACGUGAUUAUGGUGAUAGCCAUCGUCGUGUUGUUGUAAAUUCUUCAACAAUUAUUCCAGUUAUUGAAGCUGCAAGUCCAGAAAAAGUUGCAAUUGAUAAAGAAUUAGUAAAUGUUCAAUUAAGAAAUUUAAAAAGAAUUGCAACACUUGGUGUUGGUGGAUUUGGUCGUGUUGAAUUAGUAUGUAUUAAUGGUGAUAAAUUAAAAACAUUUGCAUUAAAAGCACUUAAAAAAAAACAUAUUGUUGAUACUCGUCAACAAGAACAUAUUUUUUCAGAAAGAAAUAUUAUGUUAGAAUUACGAACAGAUUGGAUUGUUACAUUAUACAAAACAUUUCGUGAUACAAAAUAUGUUUAUAUGCUUCUUGAAGCAUGUCUUGGUGGUGAAUUAUGGACAACAUUAAGAGAUCGUGGUCAUUUUGAUGAUUACACAGCACGUUUUUAUGUUGCAUGUGUUCUUGAAGGAUUAGAAUAUCUUCAUCGUAAAUCAAUUGUUUAUCGAGAUUUAAAACCAGAAAAUUGUCUACUUACAAAUACUGGUUAUCUUAAAUUAGUUGACUUUGGAUUUGCUAAAAAAGUUCCUAGUGGUAAAAAAACAUGGACAUUUUGUGGAACACCAGAAUAUGUUUCACCUGAAAUUAUUCUUAAUAAAGGCCAUGAUCAAGCCGCUGAUUAUUGGGCUAUUGGAAUAUAUAUUUGUGAAUUAAUGCUUGGAAGACCACCUUUCCAAGCAUCAGAUCCAAUGAAAACAUAUACAUUAAUUUUAAAAGGUGUUGAUGCACUUGAAAUUCCAAAUAGAAGAAUAGGAAAAACUGCUACAGCUCUUGUUAAAAAACUUUGUAGAGAUAAUCCUUCUGAACGUCUUGGAUCUGGAUCUGGUGGUGUUAAUGAUAUACGCAAAAAUAGAUGGUUCAUGGGAUUUGAUUGGGAUGGUUUAAGAAGUAGAACAUUAAAAGCUCCAAUCUUUCCAAAAGUAACUCAUCCAGCUGAUGUAAGUAAUUUUGAUAAUUAUCCUCCAGAUCAAGAUGUACCACCAGAUGAGUUUUCUGGUUGGGAUGAAGGAUUUUAA
Messenger RNA from Strongyloides ratti, 2349 nucleotides. Its product is annotated as cGMP-dependent protein kinase, isozyme 1. Gene Ontology annotation, biological process: protein phosphorylation. The record is from RefSeq and is a predicted model, not a curated record. Gene Ontology annotation, molecular function: cGMP-dependent protein kinase activity; ATP binding. The coding region runs from base 1 to 2349 and encodes 782 amino acids. The transcript has 3 exons. NCBI's taxonomy places the organism in Eukaryota, Metazoa, Nematoda, Chromadorea, Rhabditida, Strongyloididae.